UUUCUCACGUCGCGCCGUACGGUAUCGCGUCCUAUAAAAAUUCCGCACGUGUAAAUUUGCAGCUCGUAAACGUCGGCUUUGCCAGCACUACACGCCGACGUUCUCGUUACACGUCCGGAUUCGCGAGUCGCGUCGACGCGCGAGGCGGAACGGAUGUUUACUCGCCGCACGUUGCCGCGCAAAAACCGCGGCACUAAUCUCGGCCUAAUCACGGACGAACGGACGCCGCGCUCGCGGCCGAUCCUUUGCACGCCCUGCGGACUGCGAACGUCGAUGGACGCCGCCGUCGGGGAUCAAAGCGCCGGAGUGCCUAUUCAGCAGAGACCCGGGGAUUGCCAUUACUUGAUCAGCAGCGAUCUCGUGCGAGUCAACGUGGACAGAUUACGUCGUUUGAUAGCGCUGACAAAUCGGAGCUUCUACCCGCGAGAUAAAUCGGCCACUAGACGCAAGUCUAACGCGACAGUUAAGACGGCAAGGCGCGACAAAAGGCGCACGUGAAACAUUCCUGACUAUCACGAUCAUCAGAGACGCAGAUAAGAAUUAAAUCUCGGAGUACGAAGAAAAGAGAAUCUUAUUUCAUUAAUAUAAAUUUAUACGGUAUCCGUCAAUAACAGUUUUUAUUUGCUAUUUCUUAAAUGUUUCAUAGAAACUGCACUAAUUAUAAUUAUUAAUGUGCAUCAAUAAGUCGUUAACUCAUGUUACAAUAUCUGGCUGCUUCAAAAAAAAAAAAAUCAACCUCAAGGUAUACAAUUUCAUCUGUAUUAAAAACACUACGGAUGAUUUCUAAAGAUAUCAUAUUACUUCACGUUAAGCACUCUCGGUUUCUAUAGCCACUCGUUUGCCAAUUACCCAUCCCCCCGUAAAUUAACUUACGAUAACUGUCGCUUAACCUUCGUUAACCCGACCUUGGGCCAUCAAUCGCCGAGCUUGACAUGUUACUUUCAAUCGCUCUGACUCGAGAAUGCAAAUAACGGUAUUUUUAAUGUUUAUCCGGAAUCGCGUGGAACGGAAGAUGGCUAAUUUUUAUUGUUGUGUGUCAGUAAAUAAUGCAUUAUCAGCCACGCGUCAAACAGUCGUUAAAUUAGCUUAUAACAUAAUUAAAGCUACAGCGGAAACACACGUAUUCAUGAAAAAUUUAACCCCUAUAUUUAAAAAAAAUUUCAUAACGUCACGAUUUCUCGUUCUCGUAAUCAAGAUAUUAUUAAAAAUUCGGAAAGGUUACGAAUGCUACAUAGUGACGCUUAUCAGGCAGACGGCGAAAAAACAAUAUUGGCACUGACCAGCCGUAAGUUGUCAGUACGAACACGUGCUUGCCAAGGCUGCACGUGUCGACGCUACACGAGUAUCAUGAUACCGCAGGAUGUGCAAGCCGAUUCUUCACGACGCUUUGUCACUUCUUGCGUAAACACGUCCCGCAAACGGUCUCCAUUGUAUCGACGACAAACCGCAAAGUAGGAGCACCGUUGUUUGAAACGUUUGACAUGGUUAUAUCUUCGAGUCAGUUGAAAUUAAAGACUCCAAGCUGUUUUAAGCAAUCAAGAUUACGAUAAUUUACGUAUAAUUUGUUAACAAUCAGACACGUGCGUUAGUUUGAGCUCUAACAGCCGUUUGCUUUUCAACUUGUGUUAAUUAAAAAUACAAUGGAAAUUCCCGUGAUAUUCCAAAAAAAAAAAAAA
Wasmannia auropunctata (little fire ant) is the source of this 1676-nucleotide messenger RNA. RefSeq lists its product as uncharacterized. The coding region runs from base 154 to 498 and encodes 114 amino acids. The record is from RefSeq and is a predicted model, not a curated record. The transcript is spliced from 2 exons. NCBI's taxonomy places the organism in Eukaryota, Metazoa, Arthropoda, Insecta, Hymenoptera, Formicidae.